Symbiodinium sp. CCMP2592 is the source of this 1149-nucleotide messenger RNA. NCBI's taxonomy places the organism in Eukaryota, Dinophyceae, Suessiales, Symbiodiniaceae. The record is from the annotation of a GenBank genome assembly.
AUGAGUUUGCCUCAGCUUCCUGCCCCGCAUCACACUUGGAGGUUUCCCGUGACUGCUUUGCCUAAGAACAAUAUAUCCAAGGGCGAGAGCUUCGAAGACAUAUGGGAUAUUAUGGCCUGGUCCAGCCAGCAGCUUUUGUUGGGAACCAUGCCUAGGCAUGGCCACGACGGCCAACCUUUCGCAGAGGCAUGGCGGAAUAAGCACGCCGGCCGUGAGAUCGCACAUAGAUGCAUCCUUGCAGAGCUCCGGGCCGAUUGGAAAUGCUUGGCUGAAGUUUUUGGCCUGCCGCACUGGGGAGCCAAGACUGGCAUCUGCAUGAGAUGCAGUGCCGAUUUGACGAAUUACAAGGAUUUCUCUGAAAAUGCACCCUGGAUGCUGGAAAGAUAUGGGCAUUGGGAUUUUUUGCAGAGGCAGCUGAACGAGGCAAGGCUCAUCUCCACGAUUUUCCGCUGCCCUUUCUUUUCAACGACUUGCUUCAAGAUGGAUUGGCUGCACAUCAUGGACUUGGGCUGUGCCCAAGAUUGCUUAGGAAACCUAUUCUGGUAUGUGCUUCCCAGACUGGGAAACAACCAGAAAGUUCAGGUGGCCACACUUUUUCUGGAGAUAAAGAAAUUCUAUCGGGAGAAUUCCAUUCAGGAUUGCAUCGGCAAGCUAACCCUGGGAAUGAUCAAGAAACCCGACAAGUCAAAACCGAAGAUGAACUUGAGAGCAGCAGAGACGAGGGCCAUGAUUCCGUUUGCAUGGAAAAUCGCAGACAAGAUGCUGGACCCGCAGGAUGUUUUCGAGUCGUCCAUACGCUGGGUGAUCAAGUAUCUCGUGGACUGCUACGAUUGCUUGUCAGCCUUGAAGUGGGAGCGAAAUUACUUCAGAGAAUGUUGCUUUGCCUUCCUACGUCAGUAUUCGGUCUUGGAAACAAUGGCCGACGAAGGCAAAUGGGUCAUGAAGCCCAAGUUUCACAUGCUUGCAGAGAUUGCUUUGAAAGGCGACAAACCCUCUGACAACUGGGUGUACAGGUACAGGGAUGAAGAGGCAGGCGGAACCAUGGCACGGGUGGCACAUGCCAAAGGUGGCCCUGUCAACCAGUGGUCGAUUUCUUUUCGGGCGCUGAACAAAUUCAGUGCUGAGUUCUCGGUGCCACACUUCGACUGA